AUGAAUGAGACCGGCGAGAUCGUAGGAAUGGUCGACGUGCUCAAGCUCACCUACGCAACACUCGAGCAAAUCAAUACCAUGGCAACAGGAGACUCAGAAGGUCCAGCGUGGAACAAAUUCUGGAUGUCAAUGGACAACGCCGAUUCAGAGUCAAUGAUGUCUGGUGAAGGUAGCCACCGUCCCACCACACCAGGCCACCGAUCCAUGCUCGAGUCCGAACCCGCCCGCCCCACCGUCGAACGCGGCGACAGCGUCAUGCCGCAUGACUCAGCUUCCCACCGUGGUGAUGACGCCCAUUCCGAAGUCCUCCCAUCUCCUGGUCUCCCUACCGAGAACACAGAGGAAACGCCCUUCCCUUUCAAAUUCAAAGCCCCCAGCGGCCGCGUCCACCGCAUCCAAGUCGUCGCCGCAAAUGGCAUCGCCGAGCUCACCGACAAUGUCACCUCCAAACUUGGCGCAGAGAUUGACGCUGUUGGCGGCGAGGUUAUUGUCACGGACGGCCGUCUUGGAAAAGAAGGAUUUGCGCUCAGCUACAUGGACAACGAAGGGGACACCGUAUCCAUCACCACCGACCAGGAUCUUGUUGACGCAAUCACUCUUGCACGACAGGGCAAACGCGACAAGGUUGAUCUAUUCGUGCACGACCCGGCGCAGCCACCACUCAGCGCAACCGUCGAUCCGAGGCCGCAACUACCACCACACCCACCCACGCCGCCGGAGUCGGUACUGAAGGAAGCUGAAGAGGACGUUUCACGUGAGCACUCGCGUGUACGGACAAGGAAGGCUACCGCGCACCAGCAAGAGGAGCAGUUGAUACAAGGCGUGCCAAACGAUCUAUUACUGCCUGGUGCUAUUGUCACGCUGGCAGUUGUGAUUGUGGGCGUGUUUGCUAUCAGUCGGGCUACUUCGAAAUGA
Molecule: messenger RNA, 915 nt
Organism: Cyphellophora attinorum
Lineage: Eukaryota; Fungi; Ascomycota; Eurotiomycetes; Chaetothyriales; Cyphellophoraceae
Exons: 1
Coding region: 1-915 (304 amino acids)
Molecular function (GO): protein binding
Source: RefSeq, a predicted model, not a curated record